Messenger RNA from Aspergillus terreus NIH2624, 1017 nucleotides. RefSeq lists its product as uncharacterized. The transcript is spliced from 2 exons. Gene Ontology annotation, biological process: proteolysis; carbohydrate metabolic process. Bases 1 to 1017 code for a protein of 338 amino acids. The record is from RefSeq and is a predicted model, not a curated record. NCBI's taxonomy places the organism in Eukaryota, Fungi, Ascomycota, Eurotiomycetes, Eurotiales, Aspergillaceae. Gene Ontology annotation, cellular component: extracellular region. Gene Ontology annotation, molecular function: serine-type peptidase activity; cellulose binding; feruloyl esterase activity.
AUGAAGGGGGCCAUGCUUCUUGCAUUUUCCCUAACUGCUGUAGCGCAGCAAACUCUCUAUGGCCAAUGUGGUGGCAGUGGCUGGAGUGGCCCAACCCAAUGCGUCAGUGGUGCAUGCUGCAUGUCUCAGAACCCUUGGUAUUCCCAAUGCCUACAGGGGAACUGUAUGACAACUACGAGUGUGUCUACUACUAGGACUACGAGUGUGUCUGUUACUACGACGACAUCGACUGGCUCCUCACCGUCUUCAACCAGUGUCUCCCAGGGGUGCGGCAAGUCCCCGACGUUGAGCAGUGGAACACACACAAUGACGGUGAACGGUGCGACACGCCAGUAUAUCCUAACCCUUCCACAGGGUUACGAUAGCAGUCGACCCUACAAGCUUAUUUUCGGCUAUCACUGGCUAAGUGGGACAAUGCAGAAUGUUGUCAGCGGAAAUUACUACGGAGUUCAGCCACUAGCUGGUAACAGCGCCAUCUUCGUUGCUCCACAGGGAAAGAACAAUGGCUGGGCUAACAGUGGUGGGGAGGAUAUCACCUUCACUGAUCAAAUGCUGUCAACACUCCAGGGAGACCUUUGCAUCGACAAGACACAAAUCUAUUCAAUGGGGUGGAGUUACGGUGGCUCGAUGUCCUAUGCGCUUGCUUGCGCCCGUCCCAACGUCUUCCGGGGUGUUGCCGUCAUGUCGGGAGCGAACCUCAGUGGAUGUAGCCCCGGUACACAGCCGGUGGCAUACUAUGCGCAGCAUGGGGUUUCUGACACAGUGCUGUCCAUUAGCCUAGGACGUCAGAUUCGAGACACUUUCGUUAAAGAUAACGGCUGUACUGCUCAGAACCCCCCAGAGCCUGCGGCGGGAAGUGGAACACAUAUCAAGUCUGUUUAUUCCGGAUGCUCAUCUGGCCAUCCGGUGUGGUGGAUUCCGUUUGAUGGUCCACAUGAGCCGCUGGCAACUGAUAGAGGCGCCAGCUCUUCUUGGACUCCAGGCCAGAUUUGGGACUUUAUUUCACAGUUUAGUUAG